AUGGUUUCCAAAUUUGGAUUUGCAUGCAUUGCUGUUUCGAAACUAACCCCUGUUUUCAGCGACUCUUUCUUCGACUCACCACCGGAGACUGGUUUUUGCAUCUCAAACAUUACCGAGUGGAGAAAGGAUAUACCAACACCCAUUGUUUCCUCACAGGAAUUUUCUUUUUCUUCAGAGUUCCAGGACAUGCACACAUCAGGGCCCUUUGAGCUCAAGGAUACUGUGUCUGAGUACAGCAUGGACAGUGCAUACCAAAGCCAGAGUAGUGCCAGCCGGCGCGGUCCCCUCAGGCCAGAGGAGUACCACCAGGACACACAAGGCGGGAUGAACAACCAGUUCAUUGGCAGCGACCUCUACUCACCAUCACUGGGCUCCGACUGUUACAACACCAUGGCUGACCAAUCCCUGGACAUGAGCCAAAUGCAACUUCCAGCCGCAGCCGGAACCUGGGACAACCCGGAGGGGCCUGUAUAUGCUAAUUACUCUGCUGGACAGGACUACACACAUUACUCGACCACAAACGGCUCCCGAUUUACACCCUCUGCUAUCAACAUGUCACUACAAUGGGGGACGAAUGAGUCUUUGUCUCAGAGCAAUCCAUUCACAUUCACCCCAUAUUCUUCACAUGGCAUGUCGUUCAAUGCUACGGCGCCUUCUCAACGAACCUGGAGCCACGCACAAAACGAUGCUCCAGCCCGCCUUGCAGCGAUGCGCAGCACAUCGUCAUCGACUGUGCAUCAAGAUUCGCGACGAGAAUCCGCAUAUGAUGUGAAUGCAUUCAUUGCAUCUCCAGUUAGCACAGCAAGCAUGCACCUCCCACACAGCGUCGAAUAUGGGCAAUCACCUUUUCUGGACCACAGAAGGAACGAGAACCAAGACACAACUUCGACCUUUGUUCCCACUCGAUCGCUGGACGAGGAACUCGACAUCCCGACGCCUGCUGAGACUGCUGAGGCCAAGCUCGAGGAGGAACGGACAAAGGUUGCCCGUAGCCACCCACUUUAUCAACAGGGGCCAGACAACGAGGGCAAAUACCACUGCCCAGAAGUGGGCAAGCCUGGAUGCAACCACAAGCCAACCUCUCUGAAGUGCAACUAUGACAAGUACGUCGAUUCACACCUGAAGCCGUUCCGCUGCAACAAGAAGGCAUGUGCCGAACUCCAGUUCUCGUCUACCGCUUGCCUUCUUCGACAUGAGCGCGAGGCCCAUGGUAUGCACGGCCAUGGCUCAAGGCCCCACCUCUGCCACUUCGUCGACUGUGAGCGAGCAGUCCCAGGCCACGGAUUCCCUCGUCGAUACAACCUUUUCGACCACAUGAAGCGUGUCCAUCAAUACGAAGGCCCCACGACAGAGCCGUCACCUUCGAUCAAGCCUCUACCCCAGAAGCGAAAGAAGUCUGCGUCCGAAGAAGGCAGUGCUAAGCGCGUCAAGGUUGCAAAGGUUACCAAGAUUUCUGCCGAGCAACAGCUCCAGCAGCGACGCGACCAAAUGACGGAGAGGUUCCUCAACAAGAAGCAACACAUCAUCGACAUAUUGACCAAGCUUGCUGGCCCAAAUGACCUCAGGGACGACAUUCAGUUGACCAAGGAGGUUGUGGGUCUUCACGAUAUCUGUGCCAACUUCAGGGAGAGCUUUGGCGGAUGA
Dothidotthia symphoricarpi CBS 119687 is the source of this 1644-nucleotide messenger RNA. RefSeq lists its product as uncharacterized. The transcript has 3 exons. The coding region runs from base 1 to 1644 and encodes 547 amino acids. NCBI's taxonomy places the organism in Eukaryota, Fungi, Ascomycota, Dothideomycetes, Pleosporales, Dothidotthiaceae. The record is from RefSeq and is a predicted model, not a curated record.